Messenger RNA from Acanthoscelides obtectus, 7714 nucleotides. Lineage: Eukaryota; Metazoa; Arthropoda; Insecta; Coleoptera; Chrysomelidae. The record is from the annotation of a GenBank genome assembly.
GGGCAAUCAACCAAAAUCAUAGUACUUAAGCCCUAUCGAGCCCCUUGUACGUCCUCCUCAUGGGUCGCUCAGGUCUGGAUCGUCAGCCACCCCAGACUAUUGAAAAACGUGGUGAUGCGACCCAGCGCAGUUUCCCGUACGCUGGCCUUAGAAGGCCAACGUUUCCCCAGAACGGGUUCUCGGAUUGAUAAAACAGCUGGGCAGUCGCAAAGCAAGUACUUGACUCAUCUUCCCGUUCACAUCCUGUAUAUAAUGUGUCACUCAGUCUCAUGUUAUAGAAAUGCUUCCGUAGCUAACAGUGUCCAGUUGCAAUGCCAGUUGCAAAUCGAAAUUGUUUUCUGGAUAUAGACUGGUAGUUUUUUACUAAUUCCUCACUAGGAUUUCUGAGGAAUUUCUUAGCUAAUGAGCAGCCCGAUGUAUCAUCCCACAUAUUGUAUCGUCUAUGAUAUUACCCUUGAAUUGUGAAUGACUCUUCAUCCAGGCAACAGUUACUUUAUUACUGGUAGAGGCACUCACAAGUGCCGAGUGGCUGACUAAUGCUGUCCUCGUUGUAAACUUACAACACUUGAGAGUCAGUAUUGCUUGGCUGCUGUCCAUGGAAAACCCAAUAUUUUUGCCUGUGACAUUUCUAUAGGCAAUUUUCUUUACGGCUAAAGUUCUACCAGCUAGUUUGACCUGUGUCUCGCCGGUAUGUCCAUAGACCACUUGCAUGUCAUGCAGAGGCUCGUAGAAUAUGCUCCUCAGCCAGCCUCAUCAUUUUUCUUAAAUCCUUCAGUGUUAAUAUCACCUUCCUCGAUGGUUUUAAGAAGUUGUCGUAAUGGCAUAGGGUCGAUCAAAGAUGAACUUCGGAGGGAUACUAUCCAUGUCAGCCAGCAGGAGUAGCAUGUCAGUAAUUCCGUAUUCAACAAGCGACUCCACAGCCUUUGUUCAGCUGUCCACCAACGAAUUUAAGGCGUACCAUUGUUGCCAAAGUCACUUGUACCAUAUAAGUUUUUAGUGUUGACAAAUUCAGCAACACUUCCAGUGCUUUAAUAAUUCUCUAACAUUUUGAGAGCGUGGUAACCAUUUGAGGCCUCACAUGAUAAUGUUCUUGAAAAACAUAUUUUUGUUUGAUUUCAAUAAAAUACUGUUCCAAUCAAUGUAUAGUAUUAGUCUAUUCAUAUUAGAUAAAAAUACCCCUGAACAAAUGCGCUACGAUAUUCGAAAAACAUAUGUUACUAUACACAUUUUAAAACAAAGCAGAUGUGUGUAUCAUCUUUUGUUGCGAAUUACUCACAUAUACGACAUGUUUGAAUUUGUAUAGAAGAAAAAAUGUAACCCAUCAUUUUUUGCAUAAAAAUAACAUUUAUCUUCCGGAAUGGGUUGCGAUUCAACCGGCAAGAUGAACACGUUUUUUUUUUCUAUUAAAUGCUCUUUGAACGAACCCUGUAUGUUGCUCAAUAAAUGAUGGGCGGAAAACAGAUGUUUUGGGAUAAACAAUUAGAUAUUCUCAGAAAACCACAUAACCAAUAUACUACAAUUUUGUUGUUGUUAUUUAGAAGAACGAAUCCUACGGAUUUGAAGAAUUUCAAGUAGUUGCGUGAAAUUAUAGUCGCAUUACCAAGUGCCAAAACCUGCAUUUUGCCUCGUCUUUGGGCCAUAACAUUUUUACUCUUAGUCGGAUCUUUUUACGUGUGAUCGCAUUUUGUAGGUCUCAUAAAUACCUAAAAAUCUUUUAUGAAAAGUUAUUUCGUUUCUGUCAAUACUUUCGAUUGAAUCGAAAAAAACACAUUUUCUCAUUCUUUGUUGUCAAAUAAGAAGUUUUCCCACAAAAAUUGGUGUACCCAUUUUAUGCGUCCAUGCUUUAAAUACCCCCUUGAACAACUUGCACCAAUAAAACCAGACGUACAAUUAUGUCGGAGAAACUUGCUUAUAUGAUUAGACUAUAUACUUCAUCCGAUCCUCUAAAAGCACUAAACUAAACCUGGGGUUUCGGAUUACGAAUCUGUCACCAGAAAUGUAUAUUCAAAUUGCCGGAACCAACUGGAUUCAGAACCAAAAUUAAAGGAACUGUACUCAAACAAUGGUUGUUUUUCCAAUAAUGACUUGUUUCACGCGAUAUUAAGCAAGAUUACAUUUUGACGGAGUAAAGUUCGGGCUUUUCAUAAAUGUCAUCGUUGAACCAUUAUUGUCAAGGUUGUCAAAAAUUGGCAAUAUUGUGUUGAUACUUGAGAAUCUAAGGCCCGUAUCGUCAGUCGUCCCUUCAAUUGAAGGGGACCUUUAUGGCCUCCUUGAUUGUCAUAGUUUUCUACUUCUCAGCGCUCUAUUUUGAGGUUAUGUCACAAACAUCUAUUUGCAACAAAUUGUGCUUGCUUUUGAGUUAUAUCAUGUUUUAUCAGCCUGAAAUUUCCUACAAUUUGAAAAGAAAACAUAUCUUCACAAUAGGAGAGCGCUGACGCUGACACGCGACAAAUGUAAUCUAGAAAUUUUUAAAGGAGAGAAAGGAGUAUGACAAUCAAGGAGACCAUAAACGCGCCCUACAAUUGUAGGGACGACUGACGAUAAGGGCCUAAAUGAGUUAAUGGUUUUCCAGGGCCUCCAUCAUGUGCUGCGCCUACUGGUUACUGUUCUGUCAAAAUUAUACAGUGUCAUUCAAAAAUUAUUCAUAAAAAACCUUUUUGCAGGGUCACCAUUCAAGGGCCUGGAUCUAUAACACGACAUUUUGAAAAUCAUCAGAAGACAAAAAGUCUUAUAAUAGUUGUAUAUUAUUUUAAGUGUAUUUCGCUAAAAAUCUUUAAACUAUCUUCGGCGUCCUGGGGUUUGGAAUUUACGUCUAACGGCUCUCGACGAUUUAGCCACGCUGUAAAAUAUCGCAUUCACACGAACUUCGAUGUUGUUUUUUGACUGUUUCAUAUGUGGUGCGAAUGUAAUAUAAUUGCAAGAAAUGCGUUAAUUUUUUAUGUGCUUAUUUGCCAGAUGUCAUUAGCAAGCACAUCGAGUGAGCAGAGUCCUGAGCCGCUGUUUGACAUGCACGAUCUCCAUGGGCAGGCUGCGUUGCAUGUGGCUGCUAGAUUAGGUCAAGCGCAGGUGGUCAAGGUAUUAUUGGAAGCAGGUGCAAAUGCGGAUCAAGCGGAUGUCGACGGUUGGACACCUUUAAGAGCUGCAGCAUGGGGUGGACAUACAGAGGUAGUUGAGCUCUUAGUGAAACACGGCUGUUCCUUGGACAGCGUUGAUGCUGAGAAUCGGACGGCUCUUCGGGCUGCAGCGUGGUCAGGUCAUGAAGAAAUCGUCAAAAUUCUUUUAGAACAUGGAGCGGAUGUGAACCUAACUGAUCACGAGGGCAGGACGGCGCUCAUAGCAGCGGCAUAUAUGGGACAUAGUGAGAUCGUAGAGCACUUGUUGAAUUACGGUGCUGACAUAAACCAUGCUGAUGCAGAUGGUAGAACAGCGCUGUCUGUAGCGGCCUUGUGUGCCCCAAGACAGCCUGGUGUCAACGUAGUGUCAACAUUACUAGAAAGAGGGGCAACAGUAGAUCACAAGGACAAAGAAGGAAUGACACCAUUAUUGGUAGCGUCGUUCGAAGGUCAUAGAGACGUAUGUGAGCUAUUGUUAGAAAACGAAGCUGACGUGGAUCAUUGUGAUCAUAGUGGGAGAAGUCCAUUGUGGGCGGCUGCUAGUAUGGGCCAUGCACCAGUGGUAGCACUUUUGCUGUUUUGGGGUUGUUGUAUAGAUUCCAUGGACUCGGAAGGCCGAACAGUGUUAUCUGUAGCAGCCGCACAAGGUUGCGUUGAGGUAGUCAGGCAACUGCUGGAUAGGGGCCUAGACGAACAACACCGCGAUAAUUCCGGGUGGACCCCAUUGCAUUAUGCAGCUUUUGAGGGGCACCUGGACGUCUGCGAAGCACUGCUUGAAGCAGGAGCCAGAGUAGACGAAACGGAUAAUGAGGGUAAAGCUCCAUUAGCGCUUUCUGCUCAGGGCGGGCAUACUGCGCUUGUAAAUAUAUUGAUAGAGAAGUAUAAUGCACCUGUGGAUCAGAGGCCACACGACGGAAAAACUGCACUCAGGCUAGCUGCGUUAGAAGGUCACUACGAUAUUGUACAAAUUUUAUUAUCUCACGGAGGUGACAUAGAUUCAAAAGACGCGGAUGGUAGAAGCACUCUAUAUGUUUUAGCAUUAGACAAUAGAUUAGCAAUGUCAAAGUACUUCAUACAGCAAGGAGCUGAUGUAGAAACUCGGGACUUGGAGGGCCGGACACCACUGCAUGUGUCAUCAUGGCAAGGCCACACUGAAAUGGUGUCCUUACUUUUAACAUAUGGAAAGGCUCAGGUCGAUGCGUGUGAUUUAGAAAAUAGGACAGCACUUCAUUCAGCCAGCUGGCAAGGACAUAGCGAUAUUGUUAAGAUACUGCUGGAAAAUGGAGCUGUUCCUGAUCAUACGUGCAAUCAGGGAGCUACUGCUUUAGGUAUUGCGGCUCAGGAAGGACAUGAACUGUGUGUGGUAGCCCUUUUAGAACACGGCGCUGACCCUAAUCAUUCGGAUGCUUGCGGAAGAAAUGCUUUAAGAGUAGCUGCUAAAUCUGGGCAUAGGGGUGUGGUUAGGCUACUUGAAGAAUACAAUGCUCGAUCGCACAAAAUUGCGCACACUAGUAGCAGUGCCAACAGCAUAACGUCAGCUUCUACAGCAGAAACUAAGCCUUCCUGUGCCAUUUUGUAUCCGGGAAUGGGUAGCGCAGGAGACUGGACGGAUCAACAACGCAGGUCCAUGGUCUCGUUAGGAAAUCACAGUUCCAACUCCAAGUCCAGUUCUAACCUCACGGGUUCUAGUCAGUCAAGUCGACAUGGUGAUAGGCAGAGGGGAGAAAAUACACAAAACACACAGCCCCUGUCGUUCACGCAACAGCUACAGCAAUGUACAAGAGGUGGUAAGACACGACCUUUGAGCAAGUUGCUGUCGCCCUUGCAAAGUGAACCUCAAAGUCCUAUCUAUGCUUCACCUCCACUCAGCCCUGUACAUGACGCACCUAAUAUGUUUGGUGCCAUGAACAUAUACCAACCAGUUUUAAGGCAUAACAACUUCGCCAAAGCUCCAGAUACCCAUUUUGCUCGAGACACUCACAUGAGGAUAAUCUUGGGCAAUUCGGGCAGUUCGCCGUUUACGAAAGAGAAAAAGUCUGAUCAGUCGCAUUUCGAAAAUAGCAACACAAAAUCGAAUAGCUUCAUUAAUAAACUUUUCAGCGGAGGCGGCGGUGGCGGAGCGCCAUCGUCCACCGCUGGUGGUGGGGGUGGCGCUGGAGGCGGCAAACCGAAGCGCAACGGCAUCGUGACCAAUCCGGCGCUGCGAUUGGUCGCAAACGUGAAGAACGGUCUUGACACGGCCGCCGCCAAUCUGCGCAAGUCCGCGUCGGGGGCAAACCCCGCCUCCAAGACCAACAGCUUCCACUGGCGGAAGGAGACACCUCUCUAGAGGCGGCCGAGACAGUGGGGGUAAAUGUUGGGAUCUUAGAGGAUGGUUGCUAGUCAUUGUUACGGUUUUAAACUGGACACGCAAAACAGAGAAAAUGUUAAUAAUAACACUCACCUAGUCUUAAAUAUAUCAAAGAAAUAAUUUUAAUAGGUUUAUAUUUUAUCAUGUGUAGAGGUAUUUUUCCAUUGUUUUUGUUCAAAUCAAUCAAGUAUAUUCUCAUAUCUAUUUUUUAUCAUCAUUGCGUUUUGUUCUGUUCGGCCUAGGUUAUAUUCAACGAUGCAUUUGUAUUAAUUCCGAUGAUUAAUACGUUCGAAUUUGUGAUAGCGUAGCAUGUAUUUCUUCACAUAGUCACGUCGUCAAAUAUUCAGGUACGCUUACAAGAUAAAUCUCAAAAUUAUUUUGAAUUGUCGUCGGGUGUAAGUAUAUGUACAUUAGCCAAAUCUUGCCAUUUUUAUUUCUACCAAUAUCGCAUAUCACAUCACAGUUACUAUAACACAUCUGACAUCAUAUAGGUUACUAUUUCACCUAGUUACUUUUUCAUACUUAUCUCAAAUGUGUCAAAUGAUAUAUCGACUUUUGCAGACAUUCGGCCAUCUUGUAUAUGUACUUCAUAUUUUGACGACCAGUAUAUUUUCUUUGCAUAAGAGUGUUUUACGUGAUUUCACUUAGCGUAGACUAAAUCUCCGUUUUUUUUUUGUAACUUGCAGACACCGAUUAGACUUGAUUCUGUAAUAAACUGUUAUAGUCAUACACUUAGGGCAAUAUAUGCUUUUCAUUACAAAACGUUAGGUAAAAUACGAUCUCGGUAAGGUAAAUACAACUGUGGUCAGAAAAUCGUAUUUAAACUAAUUUAUAUUGAAUUACGUUUCCAAUACUUAAACAUUUUUUCUAACAGAGUAUUGAUACUGGUCACAAUCAUCAAAACAUAGCGCCACUCGAUCGAUCAUUCACAUUACUGUCAGGAUGAUUUGUCUUUCUAAGUAAUCACUUCAUUAAUCUUGUCAGUACAGCUUAGGCAGUAUCGAGUUAUGAUGAAUGCGACACUGACGGAUGUUUCUAUUUAUUAAUGUAACAUUUGAAACUCAACCUGUGGUUUUCUUGUAGAUGAUCCCCCAUGUUUGUCUGCCCAAUGAAACUACAGGAAUUUACAAUUCUUCUUUAAUGUAGACGUUUCUGUUACAAUGGUGACCCUCAGUACAUGCCUUUUUGGCAAUAUUUUAUUUAUCUGUCUUCCAGGUGACACUUCGUUUUUUUUUCAUUUUCAGAUUCCUAUAUAUUGUGUUCCUACAAUAGUCUGAAAGAUUUGUAACAUGCCUAGAUUGCGCGAAACCAUCAUUCCAAAUUUUAAGCUGGCAGAACGCCACGCUCUUCCGUCGUUCGGAAAACGCCAAAAGCCCUUCAAAAAUCGACAGAUAACCUCAUACAGGAAUGCCUUCCGCAGGCGGUCCUGGGUUAUGCUGGUUUUGCGUGGCACCAUCUUAACAUUUGGAAUGAUGACUUCGCGCAAUCUCGGCAUGUUACGGACCUUUCAGGCGAUUGUAGUAUCACGUGUAUAGGAAUCAGACGUUGAAAAGGAAAAACGAACGAAGUACCAUCUGGAAGACAGAUAAAUAAAAUAUUGUCGUAAAAGCGUCAUGCACUGAAAAAGGUCACCGUUGUACCUGAAACGUGUACAUUAGAGAUAAAAUUUAUAGAUGCGGUUUCAUUGGCCAGACAAACUUGGGAAAUUUUCUAUUUGUCUUAGAUAUCUGAAGUAAAAGGACGUUAAGCAUAAUUUUGGUCGUGUAUUGCCAAUUUGAACAAUGUUUUGCUCAGUCCUGUUAUCAGCAAGUCAAACAGAUGGUAACAGAAAGUGCUUACCUUACCGUACCGUACUGUAUUCGCCAUGUAGAGUUAUUAUGUAGCAUAAUCCCUCUUUUUCCGUACUGUUUUUUUCUUAUUUAAAUGCCGAUCUCAUUCGAAGAAUAUUUUUGUAUUGUCAAUAUUAGUUAUUAAGAUUAAAAAAGCCUUCGUUUGAUCAGUUCGUGUGAAUUCAAGGUUAUAUUUACUUAUUAUGAACGCAAUCCGCCUGAUGUUUCUGCGGAACGUGUGAUCACACCUUUAAAAAAGUAGUGGACGCGUUGGAGCUGAAACAAGGCAAUUCUGGGGGUGAAAACCCUGUAUAUCAAUUAUAUUAUAUGCCUUUUUGUAUUUAUAUAAAGCUUUAGUUUUAUACAGUUUAAAUUUUGUGCACUGUAUAUGUUGAACAGUAUUAAAAAUAUUCAGAACAAAA